Lactuca saligna is the source of this 1064-nucleotide messenger RNA. The record is from the annotation of a GenBank genome assembly. Lineage: Eukaryota; Viridiplantae; Streptophyta; Magnoliopsida; Asterales; Asteraceae.
AUGCUUCAAGUCUUCAAGACAAUUGUUGAAAUCGAUCAAGGAGACAAGGAUUGUGAUCGAUCCAACAAUCAAAACGAUCAAGUCAUGAACGCUUGUGAGGUCACGAUGCCGACUGCCAAGCCACGAUCGAAGAAACUUCUAGCUCCAUUUCAGAAGCCUUCUUCGCAAAUCUUGCUCAAGAUGUGGAACCGAACUUUCGGGAAAACCGAAACCGACGUGGAGUCAGGGUCAAGUGAACCGUUGUAUCCGACGAUGGUGGAGUCACCGGAUCUCCGGUGGUCUUUCAUCCGCAAGAUAUACUCGAUUGUCGCCAUACAACUACUCCUUACAGCCGUUGUUGGUGCUAUUGUCGUCUCUUAUCAUCCGAUCGUCACUUUCCUCACUACCACGAGAGGAGGAUUCGCUUGUUACAUUCUUAUCAUAAUUACUCCUUUCAUAACUCUGUGUCCUUUGUCUUGCUAUUAUCAGCGGCAUCCUGUGAAUUAUGUGCUGCUAGGGAUCUUCACCAUCGCCCUUGCUUUUGGUAUCGGCUUGUCAUGUGCUUUCACUAGCGGGAAGGUUAUUCUGGAAUCAGUGAUUCUAACAGCUGUGGUGGUUGUGAGUCUAACUUUAUUCACAUUUUGGGCGGCAAAGAGAGGAUCCGACUUCAAUUUCUUGGGUCCUUUCUUAUUUGGUGCUCUUAUGGUGCUUAUCGUAUUCUCCAUCAUUCAGAUAUUUUUCCCAAUGGGAAAGAUUGGAGUGAUGAUAUAUGCAGGUGUUUCUGCUAUAGUCUUUUGUGGUUACAUAGUAUAUGACACCGAUAAUUUGAUUAAACGAUACUCAUAUGAUGAAUAUAUCUGGGCUGCUGUGGCUUUGUACCUCGACAUCAUCAAUCUUUUCCUUUCCUUGCUUACUAUACUCAGAGCCGUUGAUAGAUAAAGUACAUACACAUUUGGUAUGAACUUGUUGAAAAAGACUUGCUUCAUUGUAAUAGGAGGAAUAGAAUAUUAUAAUAUAUAUAUAUAUAUAUAUAUUGUAGCCAAGGGCCCAAGGCCAAUGUAUGUUUGGUUUAUGAAAAUGUAUCG